This is a messenger RNA of Branchiostoma floridae (Florida lancelet), 3115 nucleotides long. Its product is annotated as sentrin-specific protease 1-like. The coding region runs from base 105 to 2345 and encodes 746 amino acids. NCBI's taxonomy places the organism in Eukaryota, Metazoa, Chordata, Leptocardii, Amphioxiformes, Branchiostomatidae. The record is from RefSeq and is a predicted model, not a curated record. Gene Ontology annotation, molecular function: deSUMOylase activity. Gene Ontology annotation, cellular component: nucleus. The transcript has 20 exons. Gene Ontology annotation, biological process: protein desumoylation.
CCUUUGACCUACAGUUCCCGUCGUGCCCCGCGCGCAGUGACCCUGUCGUCCAUGUUGGUUUUCAUGCCGCUUUUUCUGACGGAAAUUGUUCAACCUUUCGCGAAAUGUUGGCCUCUUUUUCAGAGAAAGUCCGCUCAAUUAUAACAUCAGUGACGUCUGCAGUGAGUCCAAGUUCAAGUCCCACCACAGAGAGGAGCAGAAAGCGCCAAUUCGAGAGCAAUGACGAGGUGUAUCCAGAUGACUGCCUCAUCACUCCACCUGUGAAAAGGGCAAGAAUUGCUGCAGUCGCAGAGGGUAAGCAGACAGGCUUUUCCCCUUCCCUGAGUGGAACGGCAAGCUGGAUCAAGGAAACAGCUAUCGGUGCCAUCAAGUGGUCCCAGGGUUUCUCCUUCUACGGCAAGCGACCCCCACCGAGAAUGGAACAGUCCAACACAAACCACAGCAGAAGAGUCAUCCAGCCAUUUGUAAGAAAUCCUGUUGACGAUGACAUCCUGAAUUCACCACUUGACUUUGACGUACAGCCAAGAAGCAGUCUGCAUAGAGGAAAUCAUGUCAGUUCAUUCAAAGAUUCUUCCACCAGAGUAUCCCAUGAGAAAAAAAUGACAGCCCCAUCCACAAGGACAAGCAGCAUCACAGGUGGAGGAGGGAGUAUGUUCUUUGAGACACGUGUGGAGACAGUGUCCCCAGGACAGGGCAGUCACGCCCAGAGCACACAAUAUGUACCAGUCAACAAAACUAACGGUAUCAGUAAAGGUCGGAUUUCGACCACGCCAAAGCCCACCUCUCAGAACGGCCCGCUGCCGGGACGUACGCUGUACCGCGGCGACGCCCCGCGACAGGCGUCGGUCCACGACAGGAUACUACAGCGCCCCACCUCGCCUGUCCUGUCCAUAGCUAGUAUGUCGUCGGGUGCUUCACUUUGGAGUGGGGCAUCUACUAGGAGGAAGCUGUCAGUCAAUGAGUGUUUCCGUAUGGAUGAGAAGGCGAGAUACCUGCAACUGCUGAGACAGUUCUCAGCCAGCCCUGCCCCCCAGCAGAUUGACAGGGAAGUGCAGGCGCCCAUUUUCUCACAGCCACACAGAAGACCCAGUAAUUCCACCGUUCUGGGUUCUACCAUGCCUAGACCCGAGCCGAUUCACGAAGAGCCUGAGCGAAGCGCCCGGGUUCAGAAGAAACGUGCAAGUUUCGUCCGACACGACAGUGCGAGAACACAGAAGGAAAGCGUCUCUACGCUCCAGGACCUCAGCCCUGAGGCAACCAAUAGGACGGCCCACCCUCCCAGGACACCUGCACAACCAAAUGCCCCUGCUGAAGCCAGUUGCUGCCAGCGAUGUCUAGUAAGACUAACAUGCUGCUGUUGUCUUCCAGGGUUUGAUGAUGACCCAGACUCGCCCGUUAUAGUCAGUGUGGAGCCUGGAACCAGAACUAGCAGCAGGGUUCUAGACUCACCAUUUGCUGCUGAGACCUGGGUGAAAGAAUUCAAUGAGAAGUAUGGCUCCCGAACAAGACACCGCCAAAAACAAAUCGAAGAGGAGCGGAUCAAGGCUAAAAAGCUGGAAGAAAGGAGAAAGAAGCAAGAGAAGACGCUAGAAGAACGGCUGAGCGAACGCCUGUCCAUCGCCGAGAAAACACCUGCAGUGAUCGAGGACAAAAUACCCCAGAAAGAGAUCAGCUUCCCUAAGAUUACAGAUGACAUGCAGACAGAGAUCUCGCAGGCCUUGCGUCCAUCUCCCGAAGGAGAAAUCCUAGUGAAAGGGUACCGGUUAGAGAUCACCCGCAAGGACAUGCACACACUAGCCGGGCUCAACUGGCUCAAUGAUGAAAUUAUCAAUUUUUACAUGAACAUGAUUAUGGACAGAGGUAAUAUUCAGGGUAACCUUAAGGUCCAUGCGUUCAAUACGUUCUUCUACACCAAGAUAACGCAGCAGGGCCCAUCCUCUGUCAUGAGGUGGACACGGAAAGUCAGCCUGUUCUCCAUGGACCUGGUCCUGGUACCGGUACAUCUGGGCAUGCACUGGUGCAUGGCGGUGUUGGACAUGAGAAACAAAUGCAUCAAAUAUUAUGACUCUAUGGGCGGGAGGAACGACAAAGGCAUCAACGCUCUUCGUGACUACCUGCAAGCAGAGCACAAAGACAAGAAAGGAAGCAACCUGGACUUAUCCGGUUGGACAUCACAGUAUCCAGAGAACAUACCGCAGCAGAUGAACGGGAGCGACUGCGGAAUGUUUGCCUGUAAAUUCGCCGAGUACGCCAGUCGGGACGCAAGCAUAAACUUCGAUCAGACACACAUGCCCUACUUCAGAAGAAGAAUGGUUUGGGAGAUUCUCCACAAGAAGUUGGUAUAAUAGCAGCUAUCCACUGUGUGGUCAUCAUGUAAAUGUUCAUAGAAAUUUCUACAGAUAACUAGUAACGGGCAGUAGUGUACUGUCCAUUUAUUAAUGCCAUGUCAUUCUCCAUCCGAGAUUAUUGUACAGUGUAAAGGAUUAUGCAUACAUUUGUAGUCCAUGGCAACGUCUUUUGUUUACAAACAGUUGUCAUAGCAAUGGAAUAGACAUUGUGACAAGAGCUUCCGUUCUCCAAAGGUGGUGUCAGGCAAAGGAAAAGAAUUGUGGAAUGUUAGAGUCCGUGGUGGAAAUUUACUUGAAAAAUUCAUUCAUAGGAAAUGUUCUUUAUUGAAAAAAUCAUUCUGUUUCUUUAUGUUAAGGUAUUGGAUGACUGUAAAACUGUAUGGUCUGCCUUUUAGUUCAAAAUGAAGUGUGGUUUCAGUGCAAAUGUGUCGCAACAAGGUUUUGUUCAAACUCAAUACUUCUGUGUUUUUUGAGCGACAAUCCAGAGAAGAACACUAGGGACAGAUUUCUCUGUCUCCUAUCUCUAUACCAAACCCAUGCCAAAAGGGAAGUGUCUUCGGAGCGCCUUGGAAAGAAAUUUGUGCCAGAAAGAAGUCUUUGUAUUUUCCAUCUUUUUGACUGCCUGGUGUUUUGGCAUUGCCGACGAAUUUAAAAGCUGUAAAUAUCUGUAGAGGUACUCCUGCAUCUUGCCAUUGUAAAUAACCUGCAUCGACCGAUGGCUUUUCAGACAGAAAUGACCCCCCAAAAUCCUUUUUUCAACUGCCUAG